UAACGCCGGGCGUGUAAACAUCGAUCAGUGAUGUGGGCAAGAGCUCGCUGAAUACCGCGAAAUCAACUGAUCUCGCUUCCGCUUUGAUAACUGUGAUUAUUCGUGUCAAGCGAUGUGAUGUGUUGGGCUGGUUGGAGCACUGCUGUGUGGAGUCUGGAAAGUUAAGCGAGUGUGUGUUUUAUGAGCCAGACGCAAUGACAGGAGCGAUUUGAAGACGUCGGAUCAUCUCUCAAGUAGCUGCCUGGUUAUUUGAGAUGUCUGGAGGGGUUUUACUCCUCUGAUGUUGACACGGCUGUGAUGGGACACUGGGAGAGAAUGACGUUUGUAUGUGAACAGCAGCAGCUCACACGUUUGGAUCUGAAGUCCUUGAGGUGAUACGACUCCAAGAUAAACACGCUUAUGAUUGCUUUCUGAAUCACUUGACUUUGGGACAAGCCCUGUUCUGUGUGUUAUCUAAGUAAUCACUUGUAGGCAACGUGUAGAAUCAAGGGUCAACCAGUCAAUCAAUCGGGUGAACUCUUAUGCAGCGCAUAUGAAGGGCUGAAGAUGUGGAGCUCCGGGUCAGUGCAGGGGGUGCUGAAAUCCCUGAAGCACGCUGCGAGUAAAGGGCAGAUCCAGAUGACCCGCUGGCUGCAGCGGAGCUCGGACCCGCUGGAAUGCGACAAGAUCGAUAUCUUGAUCUGUAAUGUGUUUGAUGACCGAGGAAGUGGUGGCAGGUCUGAACCAGAUCUCGAGCACCCGAGCGACAGCGGCGUGUCCUUCACCCCUGAAUUCAGACAUCCGUGCUGCAUCACCACCUGUUGCUUUAAAAGUGCCCUGCUGGCGUGCGUCCUGACAGCUGUGUGCUUCUCAUCCGUGGCACUCGUGCGUCAGUACCUGCAGGACGUGUUACUGUGGGUGGAGAGUUUGGACAGUUUUGUGGGAGCGAUGCUCUUCAUAGUGGGCUUGAUCACAGUGUCUUUCCCCUGCGGAUGGGGGUAUAUCGUGUUAAACGUGGCCGCGGGGUAUCUCUAUGGCUUUGUGUUGGGUAUGGGGCUGGUGAUGGUGGGGGUUUUGAUCGGGACCUUCAUAGCUCAUAUGGUGUGCAAGAGACUACUGACGAACUGGGUUUUAAGUAAGAUCGGGAGCAGUGAACAGUUGAGUGCUGUUAUUCGGGUGGUGGAGGGUGGAAGUGGACUCAAAGUUGUGGCCUUAGCGAGACUCACGCCGAUUCCGUUCGGUCUCCAGAAUGCAGUCUUCUCGAUCACAGAUGUGUCCUUGCCAAAUUAUUUAGUAGCUUCCUCAGUGGGACUUCUCCCAACACAACUCCUCAAUUCAUAUCUGGGCACCACACUGCGCACAAUGGAGGAUGUGAUAGCAGAACAGAGUGUCAGUGGAUACUUUGUGUUCAGUCUACAGAUCUUCAUCAGCAUCGGCCUUAUGUUUUACGUUGUUCAUCGAGCACAGGUAGAACUAAACGCCGCCAUCGCCGCCUGCCAGAUGGAGCUGAAAACAUCGUACAUGAACGGGAACACGGCGAACCACAGCGGAUCGACCUACUGCAGCAAAAGGGCUGCGGCAGGAGGGGGCAUCAAUGUAGUCUGAUUGAUAGAAAUCAACAUGUUUCCUGUUGAUGAACAUAUUUCAACUCCUCUUCCAUCCAGUUGCUCUGUCCUGAUUGGAAUGCUGGGGAUGCGGAGGCUUCGUCAGGGAGUUUGGGCUCCUGCAGGCAUCUGAAGCUGCUACUGCCCAAACCAGCUGUUCUAGAGAUGUUCGUGGUUUAGCUAUGGAGCGGCAAUGGACUUUAUAAGACAAAGAGCCGCCCAUCAGGGACUAUCAGACUUUAUUGGAAACAUUGCCCAAAGAUUGGGACCCUGGGCCAGUAUUCUAUGAAAAAAAUGUAUGAUACUGACAGAGAUAUUAGUUAUUGUGGUACAUUUUCUUUUUUUAUGAUGCUAAUAUAAAUUAUAUAACACUUUAUAGGAGGCCUAAACUAAAGCAUGAAUGGGUAACUUAAAGAGAAUGUUGUAGAAUUGUAAUCAAAUAUUGCAGAGGGCCCAACUAAUUUAUCAGGUUAAUAUGCUUCUGAGUUUUUUUUGUUUUUUUGUUAUUGUUCUAUAUAUAUAUUGUUCUAUAUACUGUCAUUUGUUAUAAAUGAAGAAUUAAAUUUAAUUAUUUUGAUACUUUUCAGAAUUUAACUAAUGGUAAUUCUUGAUGGAUUCUUUUCAUAUGUUUACUCUAGAGGAAGAAGUUUGUACCACCUGGAUAAAAUUGUGGCUUUUGCCAAACUGGGAACACUUUUGCAACUCUGCAGUUUUGUAAGGAACAGAUGGAGUAAUGGUUUUAAAUUCUUCCUGUUGUUUCACAUAUUUAUGUUGUGAAUUAAGGUUUUAAGAUCCAGAUGUUCUCAAUGUUGGAUUUCUCAGUAACUGAAAUAUAUACUUGGUGGUGACCUCAUUCAGAGUGUCAUUUGAGACCCAUCGUUUUGUUUACAGUAUCAACACUACCACAUCACCAUUUUCUGGCAAUCAGUGGAUCCAUGAUCACUGGUGUGCUCAUUUUACAGGACAAUGUCUUGUUAGUGUUCAGUCAUAGUUUUGCUGCUACUUAGAUUGUAGGGUAUGGGUGAAAUGCUGACAAGGGCUCAAAGUAAUAUUGCAAUUUUAUUACAAUAUGACAUACCAUCUGGGUUUUUCUUAAAUGGCAAAUCUGUGCAAAUGAAUAGGUUACAUUUAUUUUGAAAAGUGCAGAUGCACAAGUGGACACAUUCCUUAUCCUAAAAAUUGGUUGAAUGGUUUUGAUAUGUAUCCAGAUUUUUUUCUCUCUCUUGGAAAUGGAAUAGCCCCUCUGUUUUCUGAAUUUAGCAAUAACUAAAAACUGAACGUGCUGACUUGCCACUCUGAGUUACAUUGGAGAGAUCCAACAAUCCCGGUCUUUUGUUACGAUGUCAACCUGCCUUGUAGCUCUUGCUGCCUAGGACAUUGAAACAGGACACUUGCCUGCAGUAUGUUCAGACUCUAAUUUGAAGAGUCAUGGAAAAACAAAUUCUGAAGACCCUUGGGAUGUCAAAUGCAACAAAAAAACAAGAAAAAUGCAAAAGUUAUAAGAAUUUUAAUUAUUGCAUAAAAUUAAUCAGAAAAUGAAUAAAUGACAA
Molecule: messenger RNA, 3133 nt
Organism: Xyrauchen texanus (razorback sucker)
Lineage: Eukaryota; Metazoa; Chordata; Actinopteri; Cypriniformes; Catostomidae
Product: transmembrane protein 64-like
Exons: 3
Coding region: 547-1584 (345 amino acids)
Source: RefSeq, a predicted model, not a curated record